GGGGACAUGAAACACUGUGUAUGUUUUCCUUUUUUCCACAGGCAUCUGUUGUGGCUGAGCAGUUCUUACAAGCACAGUUGUAAUCCUGAUACUGCCUAACGUACAUGACAGCAGCAAGAAAGAGAGCUCAGCUAGUCCUUCUCAGCAGCUCACCUCGUCUGCAGACAUGAAUGACAUCAAGUUGGCUCUGCUGGGCAGCGAGGGAGCAGGGAAGUCAGCUGUUCUGGUAAGGUUCCUGACAAAACGUUUCAUUGGAGAGUAUGCCUCCAACGCCAACUCCUUAUACCAUAAAAGACUCUCCAUCGAAGGAAGACUGUUACACUUGGAAGUAUUUGAUCCGUGUUCACAGAGUGGAGAGAGCAAAUGUAUCCUGGAAGAGCCGGUGGAGUGGGCCGAUGGAUUUAUCGUGGUGUACAACAUCAGCGACCAAAUGUCCUUCCUCAACGCCCAAAAUAUCCUAUGUCAGAUCAAAGAAGCCCGUGGAGAGCGCUGCAAGGGAGAGAUGGACAAGAUGGACAUCCCAAUCUGCCUGGUGGGGAACAAGCAGGACCUGUGCCACGCCCGUCAGGUGUUUGAGGAGGAGGGUUAUGCUUUGGCUCAGGAGCACAGAUGCCAUUUCCAGGAGGUUUCUGCAGCAGAGGACUACCUGGAGAUAUCCAACCUCUUCACCAAGCUCAUCCGCCACGUCAUGGAUCACCUGAAGUACCGGGCCGACCUCCACCGCUACAGUGGCUCUAAGUCCAUAGCCAAGCUCAUCAACAAUGUCUUCGGCAAGAGGAGGAAAUCUGUCUGAAGGUGGGGGUGCUCAUGUGGACGUUGAUGGGAUGUUUGAUCGGGAUGACUUGUGUUUAUAUAUUGUGGACACCUGGGCUGUUGAUUCUGAUGAACACUUAUUGUGAUAGGGACAGGGACAGCGCUGUAAGUUUGAAUGACAUACGUCAUAGUCCAGACUUUACAGUGGUAGAAAAAGUACUCAAAUGUCAUACUUGAGUAGAAGUGAAAGUCACCCAGUAAAAUACUACUUGAG
Molecule: messenger RNA, 1027 nt
Organism: Oncorhynchus kisutch (coho salmon)
Lineage: Eukaryota; Metazoa; Chordata; Actinopteri; Salmoniformes; Salmonidae
Gene: rerglb
Product: RERG/RAS-like b
Exons: 5
Coding region: 167-793 (208 amino acids)
Molecular function (GO): GTPase activity; GTP binding
Source: RefSeq, a predicted model, not a curated record